Hydra vulgaris (swiftwater hydra) is the source of this 1356-nucleotide messenger RNA. RefSeq lists its product as uncharacterized. NCBI's taxonomy places the organism in Eukaryota, Metazoa, Cnidaria, Hydrozoa, Anthoathecata, Hydridae. The record is from RefSeq and is a predicted model, not a curated record.
GUAAUAAUAAAAUUAUAGUAUGGUCAACUUUUGUGCUGUAUUUAUAUGUUCAAAUCGUUCAAAUCGUGAAAAGGGAAAAUCUUUUUUUCGUUUACCAAAAGUAGCUUGCAAUCAAGGCGAUGAUGGUAAGAUUUUAUCAAAAGAACGUAGACAAAAAUGGAUAAAUGCCAUAAACAGAUUUGGUAACUAUCCUGAUAUCCUCCACACUCGAAUUUGCAGUGAUCAUUUUAUUACAGGAAAACCUGCUUCUCUUUUCUCACAGAAUGAUCCUGAUUGGGUUCCAUCCUUAAAUAUAUGGGGCACAAAAAGUUUAAGUUUGAGGUUGAGAAACCUAGAGAAAGAUACUUACGACACAAAAAUUGUUCAUUGUUAACAAGUCGAAAUGAUUCUAUGUCUUGUAGAAACAGCAUCACUAAUUUAUACCCUUCUGAAGAUUCAAUUGUAGAUUUUCAAAUAGAGAAUUUUAAAAGUAGUGAUUCAAUUGUCUCAGAAAGUGUUACAAUAGAUUGUAAAGACUUAGUAGAUGCGAGUGUUCAAACUGAUAUGACUGUCAAAAAUAUCAAUCAAAUAGAAACUGAGUUUAUAUAUAAAAACAAACUUAAUUAUGAUUUGCGUGCAAAUUUAGUCAAACUCCAUGUGGGAACUAUUGAAUGGUUUGAUACCAAUUCAAAAGUAACAUUUUACACUGGAGUGCCAAAUUUGAAAAUUUUAUGUUGUUUAUUUAACUUCUUAAAGCCUCUUAUAACUGAAAAUGAGAACUCAGCUGUGAUAAUUGAUUGCUUUGAAAUAUUCAUAAAUAAACCAUCUAAUUUAUGUGCAAGAGCAGCAACCUGGUCACAGUACAAACAUCACAAUACUGUUAAAUUCUUAAUAGGUGUAAGCCCACAAGGUAUGAUAACAUUUGUUUCUAAAGCUUGGGGAGGACGUGUUAGCGAUAAAUACCUAACAGAGCAUUGUUCAAUUUUUAAAAACAUUCUUCCUGGAGAUGUUAUUUUAGCUGAUAGAGGUUUUAACAUUGCUGAGAGUGUUGGUUUUUAUUGUGGGGAGCUAAAGAUUCCAGGAUUUACAAAAGGAAAGUUACAACUGACUUGUUCAGAUGUAGAAACAACCCGGAAAAUUGCCUCUGUUCGAGUACACGUUGAGAGAGUUAUUGGAUUGUUACGUAACAAAUAUAAAGUUCUGCAAAGUAUUAUGCCAUUAGAUUACUUAUAUACUAAAGAUUCUGGAUUAUGCACAAUAGACAAAAUUGUUAUUGUUUGUUCUUCGUUGAUAAAUAUAUGUGAUUCAAUUAUUCCUGUGGAAUAAUUUUUAAAAAUUUAACAGGAUUGAAUAAUUAAUUGAAACUAGAUCUUAUAA